AUGAGAUUCGCUGUCCUCGACUGCGAGGACGCCGUCAAGUGGGACGGACACGCGAUCGCCCUCUCGCGGCUACUCUCUCGCGCGGGCGAGCGAUGGGAGCACUUCAGGUGCUGGAACGACGAGCGCCCCGCGGUCGUCGACCUGCCAGCCUACGCCGGCCUCGUCGUGACCGGCAGCCACCACGGCUGCAACGACGCGCACGCGUGGAUACGCAACCUGCGCGCUUUCCUGAAACACGUCGUCGAGGAACAUCCGCGCGUGAGAAUCCUCGCGACGUGCUUCGGACAUCAGCUCCUCGCGCAAGCCCUGGGCGGCGCCGCCGGUCCCAACCCCGGCGGCGCCUUCGUGCUGCGACGCGAGUCGCUCGAGUGCGAGGACGCCAUGCUCGAGCGCGACGAUUUUCGCGUCGCGGCGGCGAUGUUCCCGCCCGCAUCCGCCGCCUCCGAGGGACUCAAACGAAUCCGCGUCAUCGAAUCCCACGGCGACUGCGUGACGUCGCUGCCGCCCGGGGCGACGCUCCUGGCGUCGUCGUCCACGGCGUUAGUGGAGGCGUUCGCGGUUGGGGAUAACGCUCUGGCGUGGCAGGGGCACCCCGAGUUGAGCGCGGGCGCCGUCGAGCGUAAGAUCCUCCCGUUCGUCGCGUCGAUGUCGGCGGAGGAGAAGGAAGAUGCCGUCGCGUCGUGGAACGCGGGUGGACGCGACGACGCGUUGCUGCUGGUGGCGAUGGCGCGGGGGUUUCUCAGGGGCGGGUCGUGCGACGGGGACGACGCGGAGAUUGUGACGCGGCACUACGAGCGCGCCGACGAGAUAUUUCGCGACAUUAUCUCCUCUCCAUCGAGCGCGUCCGCGGGAACGACCCUUGCGGACGCGGCGGAGGCGACGUUUCUCAGGGUGGCGGACGCGGUUCGCGCCGACGUGGACGCCGUGUCCGCCGAGUUUCGCCACCUGGCGGCGAUGAACCAAUCCGCGGGCGCCAGGUACGCCGCCAUCGGGCGCCGGGUGGGCGACGCGCACGUCUUCGCAGAUAAGGUUCGCAAGGUGCAGGAGACGGGCAUCGCGCCGCAGCUGGCGCGGCUGGAGACGAUCGAGGCGUCGGUGGGAAGUUUGGAGAACGUGGCGCAAGUGCUGGACGCGAGGUGCGCGGAGCUCGAGCGGCGGUUCGCGCGAGUCGUCAACGGGGAGCAAAAAUUCGGCACCCACGGCAGCGCGAACCGCAGGUGGUUCCGGAUGAGAAAAACGCGGCGACUCGCACACUCGGAGGGCGCGCGCGGGAUGUCGGGUCGCGACCGCGGCCCCGGGAGCGCGGGGCGCGGUCGAUACCGCGGCGGGGACGAGGUCGACGGCUUGGAGAGACCGCUGCUGCGCGCGACGAGGGACGAUUUGGACGACGACGACCGGGAUGAAUUCUCGCGAGGAGACUCUCGCGGCGAGGAGACGAGGGUGCGGGUCAUCGUGGACGACGUGGACGACGCCGCCGCCGACGACGACGCCGCCGCCGCCGCCGACGACGACGACGAUGCAUACGACUCGGACGACUCGCGACGAGGUCGAUCCCCUCGUCCGGACGCGUCCGCGCGUCUCGGCCUCUCCCAUCGCGAGGCCGCGCGUCGCCUUCGCCGAUUCGGCCCGAACCAGCCCCCGCCCCCUGACGACCGCAGACCGAGCCGCGUCGCCGCGUGGGCGACGUGGAGGUCCCCGGCGGCGGUCGCGACGUGGCUGGCGAUCGCGUGCGAGUGCGCGCGCGCGCUCGCGCAUUACAGGACCGACGCGAGCGACGCCGGCGCAUCGGACGCGACAGAUCCCGAUUUUCCCGAUUACGAUCCGGGGUCGACGUCGUCGUCGGGGGGCGGUUUCAGGUACGGCGCCGACAGAGAGCCGGUGUGGGCCGCGAUCCUCGCGCUCCUCGCCGUGCAGGCCCUUCACGCGUGGUGCGCGUGGGCGCGGGAGACGCGCGCGCACCUCGCGUCGUCCAAGGGAGGAAUCGGGAUGGGAGGAUUCGGAUUGGGUGGAAUCGUCGUCGCCGUCCGCGACGGGGAGCCGCGGCGGGUCUCCGCGCUCGAGGUGGUCCCGGGGGACGUGCUGAGAAUCCGCGCCGGGGACGUCGUCCCCGCGGACGCCGAAGUGCUCGUCCCCGGGGACGGGGGUGCCGACUCCGGGGACGGGGGUGCCCGUUCCGGGGAUUCGCCCGACUCCGGGACGCCGCGUGGGGGAGGGAAGCGCCGACGGCGUACCGCGUGGUCGUUCGCGUACUCGCUCGGCGGGAGGUUCGUCAAGGUCGGCGUCCGCGGCGGCGAGCGGCUCCCGGCGGGGGCGACGGCGGUCGCCGGCGAGUGCCUCUGCGUGGUCACCGCCACGGGCGCAACCGCCGCCGAAAAUUUUACCAGACGUCCCCGCUCGGGUAGGUCGAGGUCGUCGGCGGUCGCGGAGACGUCCGGCUCGCUCCUCCUGCGCGCGACGUCGGCGUUCGUCUGCGUCGCGAUGUUCGCCGUGCUUUACGCGCGGGACACGUACGAGGACGCGGCGGGACACGGAACCGACGGCGGAUUCUUUGGCGCUUUGGCGAUUGCAUCCGCUCUCUUCGCCGUCGCGACGUCGGCGGCGCACGACCACGUCGUCGACGCCCCGACGCGAUUUCUCGUGUCGUACCUCGCGAGGCGGGGGAUCGUCGUGCGAGAUGAUGGGGGUGCCGACGGGGGUGCCGACGGGGGUGCCGUCCGGAAGCUGGCGGAGACGGAUGCCGUUCUCGUCGACGAGAAAAUCGCGAGGGUCGGUCCGAACGGCGCGUCACUGCGCGCCGUUCACGUCACGCAGACGGGCGUGAGCCCCAAAGACGUCCUCGUCGCGGCGGCGCUUUCCACGCGAUGGUUGGAGCCCCCCACGAGCGCCGUGGACGCGGCGGUGCUCGGCGCCGUGGACGUCGAACCCCUCAGCGAUUCGUACGAGCAAAUCGACCACGCGACGGAGGGCGGUGACUCACCACUCGCGGAGGGCGGUGACUCAUCACUCGGCGUCGGAUGGAUCGCCACCUCGACGCUCGUUCGGAAGAGUGACGGCGGGCAGAGCGCGUUUCGAACGUGCGUGGGUUCCGUGGACGCGGUGCUGACGCGUUGUCGGAGCGGCUGGGCGGAUAAGGAUGACGCGGCGCGCAUGGUCGAGGAAUGCGCGGCGGCGGGCGUUUUGUGCGUGGCGGUGGCAGCGGACUACCGGGGCAGAUCCGACGACGAUGGGGAUGACGAUGGCGGCGACGAUGGGGAGGGAGACGGGGAGGGCGACGCGUUUUCCGACGGGUCCGAGGGGUCUGACGGGGCCGCGCCGAGGACGCCGCGGCGCGGCGGUUGGAUGCUCCUCGGCCUCCUCUCGUUCCACGACCCGCCGAGGGCGGACGCGGCGUACGCGAUCCGCGUCGCGAAAGAGCUGGGCGUGCGCGUCGUGAUCGUCUCCGGUGGCGACGCGAGGGAGGCGAGGGAGCUGUGCCGGGCGGUGGGUUUACCGACGCACGUCGCCGGCGCCGAGUGCCUCGACGUCCCGUUGGAUCUCGUCCGACGGACGACGACGACGAACCGCACCGCGAUGAACCCCCAGACCGACACGACGUCCUCGGGUACGUACUCGAUCCCACACGUGCUCGAGGCCGAGCGCGCCGGCGCCUUCGCCGCGAUGUCGCGUCUCGAUCGGGGCAAGCUCGCGACGCUCCUCCGCCGACGCGGUCGAAGGGUGUGCGCGAUGGGCGCGAGCGCAUCCGACGCCGACGCCUUCCGCGCCGCCGACGUCUCCGUCGCUUCCCGCGCCGCCUCGACGCCCACCGCGACGGUCAACGCCGCGGACGUCACGAUCGCAUCGCCGGGCCUCGCGGGAUUGCUCCACGCCAUCGUCUCGUGCAGGAGCGCCCGCGCGCAAGUUCGCGGCUUGACCGUUCACCGCGUCGCGAUCGCGUGCCAAGUUUUACUCUUUUACGCAGUCGCCGGCGCGGUAUCGAAGCCGGACGACUUUGCGCCCGGGUGGCCUCGAACCUUUCGCGUCCCCGUCGCCGCGAUGUGCGCCCUUUGCGUCGUGGACGCGGUGAUCGCGGCGGCGUUGGCGGGUGGGAACCCGUGCCGAAACGUCGCGCCCGGUCGCGAUCCCGAGCGGCGAUCGAGAGCGCCGCCGCCCGCGGAGCUCGCCGACGCGUUCGUCGCCGGGGCGGUCCACGCGUUCGCCAACCUGGCGUUCUUGGGCAUCGCGCUCCGGGGGUUCGACGGUGGGGGGAGAGACGGCGCGGGAAAGGCCGGGGGGUCGUCCGGGGGGCUCUUCGGCGGCGGCUUUGGCGGGUUAAGUGCGGGGUUUGUGUUUGGGUUUGGGUUUAGGGUCGGGUCGUACGGCGAGGUUGUCGCCGGCUCGCACCUCCGCGCGUGCCUCGGCGUCGUGACGACGGCGCUGAGCUCGCGACGCCCGCCGUCGGUUCACGUCCUCGUGGCGGUGCUGGCGUCCGUUACGUCCGUUACGUCGCUCGCGGCGAAUGGCGCGUUCGCCGUCGACGCGGCGCGGCUCGACGCGACGCAGAUUUUUUUCGUCGCGAUGUACAGCUGCGUCGUCGCGAUGGCGCAGUUUGGCGCGCGGGCGGUCACGUCGCGGGUGCUCGCCCGCGCGGGGUGGCUCCCGCCCACCGGAGGCGCGUCUCCCGACCGGCCGGACGACGCGGUGGUCGGUGGGGGUGCCACGUGGCGCGUCCGACGAUCGCGCGAGCUCACCCGAGCCGAGACGUCGCGCGUGGCCGCAUUCGCCGACUCGGUGUACCAGCCUUUGGAGGAGCACGCCGAAUCGGACCCCUCCCGGCGGCGACGCGGAGUGGGGAACGUUGCGUACGCUCGCGGCGGCGGCUCGUUCGGAACGUCGGGGAAGGAAGGGGAGUUCUCGUCGCCGCCGCGGGGGGAACGUUUGGUAGAUCGGGGAAGGAUGCUUCGGGAGAGCGUUCGGAGGGACCUCUCCGAUCGAUCGGCGGGCGGGUGGGAGCAGGACGUUCCGCCGGGGACGGCGUCCGACGCCGAGAGCGGCGGCGGCGGGAUGCCCGUGCCCGAUUACGAGUCCGAGGACGGGCGCAUGCGGCCGUGGGCGGGGCUCGACGACGACGACGACGCAGCGGCGGACGUCUAUUCCGGUUUCGACGGCUCGGCAAGCGACGGCCCCGGCUCUGCGAGCGACGACGUCGACGAUCCCGCGGCGAUCGCCGCCGCUAACGCCGGCCGCAGGCUCGCUCCCGCGCCGACUUCCGCGAGGGAAAUCGCCGCCGCCAACGCCGCGGGCGUCGUCCGCGCGACCGCGCCCGGUCAAUCGUGGGCGCCCCCGGUGAAUUCGCGAUCCGGCUCGGCGCAGGCGGCGGCGGAGGCUGCCGCGGACGCCGCCGUUCCCCGCGCGGACAGGCUCCGUCUUCACCCGGAGUACGUCGCCGCGACCGCGGACGACUACGCGCACCUCGUCAGGUCGCACGACUGGCGCCGCACCCUCGGCGCCGUCAAAGAGGAGGCGGCGCGCCGGGGUCGAUCAGAGGUGUCCGUUUUGGACGUCGGAUGCGGGGCGGGCGCGUUCACCGCCGCGCUCGCCGCGUCCGGCGCGCUCCUCCCUCGCGAACCCGCGCUUCUUCACGACGACGACGAUGACGACGACGAUGAGGCGGUACCGCCCGUUCCGUGCUCGUUCCGCGUCGACCUGUUGGACCCGAGCCCGCGAGCGCUCCGAGCGGCGGCGGCGUCGCUGGUUCCCCCGCUGGCGCUGGGCGAGCUUCGAUGCGCGUCCGUCCAGGACUUCGCCCGCGCGGCUUUGACCGGGCUAACGAACGACGACGUCAACGCCGUAGACGCGGGUUCCGUUGGUUCCUCAGGGAGGGGUACGUACGACGUGGUAUGGGCGGUGCACACGACGUCGCACGUGCCGUGUGGGAUAAACGCGGGUUAUGGGUCGUCACUCGCUUCGUUUCUCAAGUCGUUGAGGGACCUUCUCCGCCCCGGCGGCUUCGGGUUCAUCGCGGCUCCCACCAACGACUCGCACUACGCCAGGUUCCACGCGCUGUACAGGCGCGAGUUCGGCCCCGGGAGCGGCUUCGACGCGGCUCGGAUCGGCGAUCCGAGCAGGCCGGCCAAACCCGGUUUCAACGGCGGGGACCCAAUUGGGGGCCGAGGCGCGAAUACUACGAGUUUCGGCGGUGACCAGUACACGGCGGCGGAGCACGUCGCCGCCGCGCUCGCCGCGCGAGGGGUGGCGUUCAACCGCGUGGACGUGUCGCACGUGACGCGUGUGAACGCGGGGGACGGCGCGAGACUCGAGGCGUACCUUCGGGGUUGCGCCGGCGACGACGCGGUGAGUCUGGACACGAUGCUCGCGAAUCCGAGAAUCGGCGCCUACCUCGCGAGUUGCCGAUCCGCGGAUGGGAGCCACUACGCGUUUCCCCAGAAGACGGCGCACAUAACGCUGUGA
This is a messenger RNA of Micromonas commoda, 6447 nucleotides long. RefSeq lists its product with no specific name. The transcript is spliced from 3 exons. The coding region runs from base 1 to 6447 and encodes 2148 amino acids. The record is from RefSeq and is a predicted model, not a curated record. Gene Ontology annotation, cellular component: cytosol. Gene Ontology annotation, molecular function: nucleotide binding. Lineage: Eukaryota; Viridiplantae; Chlorophyta; Mamiellophyceae; Mamiellales; Mamiellaceae.